Molecule: messenger RNA, 1598 nt
Organism: Darwinula stevensoni
Lineage: Eukaryota; Metazoa; Arthropoda; Ostracoda; Podocopida; Darwinulidae
Source: the annotation of a GenBank genome assembly
ACAGUUUUAACAAAAUUUUCAUUACAGAUAUGUUGAGAUGAGAUGACACUGUCAACUGUUUUCAUUAUGCCAGCAUAACGUGGUUCUCAUCAAUACUUGUCAACAUUCCCGUUUCUAAGUUGAAGGAACAUCUCAAGAUGUCUUAUCAAGAUGACAUGCGAAAGAGACGUGGUGACUCUUCAGAUUUCCAUUCAGUGUCAAUGAGAAUGGAUGCAGCCAAAAGUGAAAAGGGCUCUCAUAAUCAUUCUCAUCAUGACCAUUCGAAUCUCCAUGGAGACUAUGGGAACAUAGCUCUCCUAUAUUUAUUGUAUAUACUUCAAGGCAUUCCCCUGGGACUGGCAGCAAGCAUCCCCAUGAUCUUGGCCAACAGAGGGGUCACUUAUAAGCAGCAAGCAGAAUACAGCUUUGUUUCAUGGCCUUUCAGUAUCAAACUACUCUGGGCUCCUAUUGUGGACUCCCUGUUCUUUGCACGGAUGGGUCGACGGAAGACAUGGUUGGUCCCCACUCAGUAUCUGCUUGGGAUUGGCAUGUUGUUGCUGUCCUAUCAUGUGGAUGACCUUUUGGGCGAAGAUGACAACCCAGAGACGAAGCCUCGUGUGGCUGCCCUGACUGCAGCUUUCUUCUCUCUCAAUUUCCUUGCUGCUACUCAAGAUAUUGCUGUUGAUGGAUGGGCACUCACAAUGCUUAAAAGGGAGAAUGUUGGCUAUGCCUCUACAUGUAACAGUGUUGGCCAGACUACGGGAUACUUCCUUGGAUAUGUAGUUUUUAUGGCCUUGGAAUCAGCUGAAUUCUGCAACACAUACAUUCGUGCUCAGCCUGCUGACAGGGGUAUUAUCACUCUUGCGGGUUUCCUCUACUUCUGGGGAAUAAUAUUUUUUUUUACGACUUCACUGGUGUGGCUCCUGAAGCAUGAGAAAGCUGAUGAUGAAGUACCCAAGGGGGAUGACGUCGACUUAGGAAUCAUUGGAACAUAUAGCAUGCUUAUGAAAAUCAUUAGCCUUCCUGCCAUUCGCAUCAUGGCCCUCUUCCUGCUCACCUGUAAAGUGGGGUUUGCUGCAACAGACAGUGCUACGGGGUUGAAGUUGGUCGAGGCAGGUGUGGCAAAAGAACGGCUGGCUCUAUUGGCUAUCCCUCUUGUCCCACUCCAGAUCCUUCUCCCUCUCUUCAUCAGCAAGUACACUGCAGGCCCGAUGCCUAUGAGCAUCUUCCUGAAAGCUUUUCCUGUCAGGUUGGCAUUUGGGCUGGUGUUCUCAUUCAUUGUGUAUGUGACACCCUGGUUUGAGAUAAAGAGCAUGGAUGGUCAUCACUUCCCAUGGUACUACUAUGCCCUCAUAAUCUUUGUGUAUGCCUUACAUCAGGUAGCAGCUUAUAGCAUGUUUGUAGCAGUGAUGGCAUUUUACGCUCAAGUUAGCGACCCUGCUGUUGGGGGAACAUACAUGACACUAUUGAACACCCUAACAAACCUAGGUGGGAACUGGCCUUCCACCCUCAUGCUGUGGUUCCUUGACAACCUCACAUGGAAAUCCUGCUCUUCCUCUCCUGACAUUGACUGUUAUUCUGAAGCAGGCAAACAGGUGCAGUUUCUUUUAUGCACUUCU